This is a messenger RNA of Cetraspora pellucida, 138 nucleotides long. Lineage: Eukaryota; Fungi; Glomeromycota; Glomeromycetes; Diversisporales; Gigasporaceae. The record is from the annotation of a GenBank genome assembly.
AUGCGUAUUACCGACAUCAAUGAUUCUGAAAACACUAAUAAUCCUGAAGACAUCAAUGAUUCAAAAAAUACCAAUAAUUUAAAUACAUCAAUAUUCUUGAAAACAUCAAUGAUCCUAAAGAUAUCAAUAACUCAGUAG